Arabidopsis arenosa is the source of this 961-nucleotide messenger RNA. The record is from the annotation of a GenBank genome assembly. Lineage: Eukaryota; Viridiplantae; Streptophyta; Magnoliopsida; Brassicales; Brassicaceae.
AAAUCACUCACCACAUAAAGUACAAGUCCUAUCUCUUCAUAAAAUAGCCUUGAACCAAUAAAGUCAAAGUUUCUUCUCUGGUCUUUUUGUUUUGCGCAAUGGCUUCUUCUGCAAUGUCUCUCCAGUCCAUCUCUAUGACAACUCUCAACAAUCUCUCAUGUAAUCAACAAUUUCAUCGAAGCUCUCUUCUUGGUUUCUCUAAAUCCAUUCAAAAUCUUGGUAUCUCAUCUAACGGUCAAGAUUUCUCCUCUCCAUUAAGUUUCACUCCCAAGAAGAACCUCACUGCUUCUCGAGCUACUCUCUCCCAGAACGGGAAUAUCGAAAACCCUAGACCAAGCAAAGUUCAAGAACUGAGUGUGUACGAAAUCAACGAAUUAGAUAGACACAGCCCCAAGAUUCUUAAAAACGCCUUCAGCUUAAUGUUCGGUCUCGGAGAUCUUGUCCCAUUCACAAACAAACUCUACACUGGCGAUCUCAAGAAACGCGUGGGCAUCACGGCAGGUCUCUGCGUCGUGAUUGAACACGUCCCUGAGAAGAACGGUGAUAGAUUUGAAGCUACUUACAGCUUCUACUUCGGAGACUAUGGCCACUUGUCCGUACAAGGACCAUACUUGACUUACGAGGACUCGUUCCUCGCCAUCACUGGUGGCGCUGGAAUCUUUGAAGGUGCGUACGGACAGGUUAAGCUUCAACAGCUUGUGUAUCCGACAAAACUGUUCUACACUUUUUACCUUAAAGGGUUGGCUAAUGAUUUGCCGUUGGAGCUCACUGGCACGCCGGUACCGCCAUCUAAAGACGUGGAGCCGGCGCCGGAAGCUAAGGCGCUGGAGCCUAGCGGAGUUAUAAGUAACUAUACCAAUUGAUUUAUGAAAUUAGUCCUAAAUGUUUCUCGUGUCGCUGUGUGAUGAUAUAAAGAUUUGUAGUUUUGUGCUCUUAUUUGUAAUAGAAUCAUUGGGGAAUA